Messenger RNA from Colletotrichum fioriniae, 1239 nucleotides. The record is from RefSeq and is a predicted model, not a curated record. Lineage: Eukaryota; Fungi; Ascomycota; Sordariomycetes; Glomerellales; Glomerellaceae.
AUGAGCGAGUCGUGGACUUACAACACCCCGCCGGGGACACCGUCCACGGGACCCCAGAUCACGGCCAUCGCGUUGGUGUUUACGGCGCUGUCGUUGAUCAUCAUGAUGUUGCGGUUAUACGUCCGUGUGAUCAUGCUCAAGGCCGCUGGUUCAGAUGACUGGGUCAUCUUCGCAACGUGGUUCGCGGCUGCCGGAUUCGCAAUCGUCAGCACUAUCCAAACGAAAUGGGGCUUGGGUCUCGAAAAGCUGGAGGACAUGCCUGCGCAAAAUUUGUACAACUUUGGUCUCCUGCAAUACGCCGGCGCUCCUUUCUACAUCAGCAGCAUUCUCGGCUUCAAGAUCAGCUUGCUUCUCUCAUAUCUUCGUUUCAUCCCGAAGGGUCCCUACAGAUGGGCAACUUUCGUCACCAUCGGUCUCUGCGUUGCGUAUCAUCUUGCCUUCCUGCUGGUGCAGAUAAAUCUGUGCACGCCUGUAGGUUUCUCUCAUCUCUUGUUCCAAGACAGAACGAAUAUUGACAAAGAACAGAUCGCGAAGCAAUGGGACCCCACGAUCACCAAUGGGUCCUGCAUUCCUGGAGUUCCCUUCUACACCAGUAUGGCGUCUCUUACGAUCGCAUUCGAUGUCAUUGUGUAUGUUCCCCAAAUCAAACCUGCUUUAAAACGCCAGCUAACAGUCGGUCUCCUCAGCAUGUUCCUCCCCUUCCCCGUACUCGCAUCCUCCAAGAUCCAAAAGCGCAAGAAGUUCGUCCUCCUCGGUCUCUUCGGCCUCGGCGCCUUCAUCACCGUCAUCCAAAUCAUCCGAAUUCAAACCGUCCACGCCCUUGCAAACUACCUCGACUCCUCGCCCCUCAUCAUGUGGUCCGCCAUCGAGAACAACCUCGGCAUCAUCGUGUGCUGCAUCCCGACCCUCGCGCCCCUCGUCAAAUACUUCAACGAAAAGAGCAGAUCAGGGAGCCGAAGCAACAAGUACGGUGCCGCGAGCGGCUACGGAAAGUCGGGGCAGAGCGGCAAUGUCGGAAGCAGGUACGCGCUGCAGAGCUGGCGGCCGGGGAUGAGCGGUAUGCAGCCGCUCGGCAGCGGAAUCGACCACAGCGAUCGGGAUAUUGGGGUCCAGAGUUCAAGGAUAGGGAAGGGGUCGGAUGACGGCAGUGCCGAUUAUCAUCUUGAUGCGCCGGUCAUCGUUAAGAAGACGGAGUUUGUGGUUACGAGCAAUCCUAGGGAGCCAGGGGAGGCUGUUUGA